AUGGGCCUCCUCGAUCUUCCACCAGAAAUUCUGGACCUGAUAAUUGACCGCACCGCACCUGAUGGUCUUGAAAGCUUCGUACUAUCAUGCAAGACUGUGUACGGGCGGGCCGCGUCGCAAAUUCGACAGCACAAUGACCUGCGGAGGGCCUGGAGACACACGACUAACAUGAGGCGGACUCGUCGCGGCGACACACUGUCCAUCUUACACGAUAUCUCCCGCGACCCCACCAUUGCUGAGUAUAUUGAAACUCUUUCCCUCUGGGAUCGCCGCGAAGAUGAUGAGAUACAGGACGAUACCGAUGCGCCCAGUUUCCGCGAAGAUGAGCAAGCCAUGCAAAAUAUCAAAGACCUGCUGGGACAUGCCGAGUAUUACGCCGAUGCCGACGAGGAGGAUUGGUGGAGCCACAUCCUGGAAGAAGACCGCGCAGGUGACCAAUUGAACAUGGACAAACUAUAUGCGACUGUCGCUUUGUUGAGUCUUCUGCCCAAUCUCAAGACGCUGCAACUGCCUGAUAGGUGGCAUGAGGUCCGCGAAGGCGAGGGCGCUGAAGCUUUGGUUCCUAAUGUGCAGUCACUCGUCGCCAUGUCCAAUAAGAAUGGGCACCGACAAAAGCCCUUGGCUCGACUAGAAACACUCUUGCCGUUCGUGGAGGAAGGUUACGAUAUCAGAGUUGGCUUGCAAUGUAUCGCGCCGUUCAUGGCACUGAAGAGCAUCAGGAACAUUUACGCUGUUAGUUGCGUGGCCGUCGACGAGGAUUGGGGAGGCGUGCCUUUCACUUGGAUGAACCCAAAUACUAAGUCACCGCUGACUCGCGUUGAGUUCGCGUAUUGUUGUAUGGAUGCUACCGGUCUUUCGGCUUUUCUAGAAAACACCCCAGCUCUCGAGGUCUUCAAAUACUCCCACCAGACAAAAUGGGACGGUCUCGAACACGACUGGAAUGCUGGCGAAAUGCUAGAAGCGCUGGCGAACUAUAAUAGCGAUACCAUUGUCGAACUCGCCAUCACCAUUGAUGAGCUACAUGGCGAGAUUGUGAACGGUCUUUCCUCAUUUCUGCGUUUUACGAAGCUCCGGAAGCUGGAAGUCGAUGUUGAAUGCUUCUGUGGACCACCUUUAGAGAGCGGACAGCGACAGGGCCGUGAUGCGCAUGUUCCGCAGGGUUCAAGGGCGUGGAGACAUGUCGACAUUCCGUGCAUGGGCGAUAUGCUUCCGGAUAGCAUGGAGGAGUUGCAUGUCAACACGAACUUCCCACAACCAUCUGAAGAAUCCUUGAAGGCUCUGUUCAAGAAUAUCGUGGUGCGACGCAAGGACAAGCUACUCAACUUGCGAACGGCUAUCAUUCGACAAUACGGGUCAUCAAGUGCAAGCCACGUCGCCGAGGGCCAUGAUGUCAUAUUGGAGGUGUUUGGAUUCGACGGCGAGAAUCCCUUGCCGAGAUCCAUGAUGCCGCUGUGGAAGAGAGAGUUCAACAGCCGAGUCGGCGGGAUUGUGUUCGCGGAUGGCUAG
Alternaria atra is the source of this 1506-nucleotide messenger RNA. RefSeq lists its product as uncharacterized. Bases 1 to 1506 code for a protein of 501 amino acids. The transcript has a single exon. The record is from RefSeq and is a predicted model, not a curated record. NCBI's taxonomy places the organism in Eukaryota, Fungi, Ascomycota, Dothideomycetes, Pleosporales, Pleosporaceae.